AGAUAAUGUGUUUGUGUUUAUGUUUGUAUUUGCAGUAACUUAACGUUUCAGAUCUCUUUGAAAUAAUGGAUGAUCACUUGUUUCUUUCUCGCCAAUUCUCCAUUCUCUCUCUGUGUAUUAGUUAAAUCAGGUUUAAGAAAGUUGUAUAUGUUGGAAUAAAUUGAUGGAGUGUCUCUUUGGUUUUGCAUCUUCUGUUUCAAGAGAUUUAGUGUGUGGAGCAUUAAAUCAAUUACGUUAUCCUUGUUGCUUUAAAAAUUUCGUCAAAAGGCUUGAAGAAGAAGAGAGCAAUUUGAUUAUAACGAAAGAUAGUGUCCAAAAAUUUGUUACGCACAACAAGAAACAAGCGAGAAAGCCCAGUGAAGUUGUGGACAAGUGGCUGGAAGAUGCUAUCAAUGAUGUACACAAUGUCAAUCAGUUGCUGGAAGAGGCAAGAACACAAAAACAUUGUUGCUUUGGGCACUGCCCAAAUUGGAUUUGGCGAUAUCAUGUUGGAAAAAAGUUAGCAAACAAAACUAUGCACCUCGAAAAGGUCAUUGAAGAGGGCAGAAAAUAUGUGCCAUUUGACCGCAUCGCUACGCUUCCUUCAAACACCCUUCAUAUGCUUUUAGAAAAAGGCAUGAAUUUUGAGAGCAGACAAUAUGCUUAUGAGCAACUACUUGAUGCAGUGAAAAAUAAGGAUGUUUCCAUGAUUGGGUUGUAUGGGAUGGGAGGUUGUGGUAAAACCACAUUAGCAAUGGAGGUUAGGAAAUUAGUAGAAGCAGAGCAUCUUUUUGAAAAAGUUCUUUUUGUACCUGUUUCUAGUACCGUGGAAGUUCGGAGGAUUCAAGAAAAAAUAGCAAGUUCACUGCAAUUUGAAUUUCCAGAAACGGAAGAAAUGCAGAGAGCCCAAAGAUUGUGCUCAAGAUUAACUCAAGAGAAGAAUAUUUUUAUAAUUCUCGAUGAUGUGUGGGAAAACCUUGACUUUGGUCGUAUUGGGAUUCCUUCUUCUGAACACCAUAAAGGAUGCAAGAUUCUCAUUACCAGUAGAUCAGAAGCAGUUUGUACUUUAAUGGACUGUCAAAGAAAGAUUUACUUGCCAAUUUUAACGGAUGAAGAAGCAUGGACUCUUUUCCAAAAUAAAGCACUUAUAACAGAAGCCACCUCUGAUACCUUAAAGGAAAUAGGAAGAUUAAUUUCCAAUCAAUGUAAAGGAUUGCCGGUUGCCAUUGCAGCUGUUGCUUGUAGUUUGAAGGGAAAAACUGAGACGGUAUGGAGGGUUGCAUUGAAUAAAUUGAGACAUUCUAAGCCAAUAAAUAUUGAAAGAGGUUUGACUGAUCCCUACAAGUGCCUGCAGUUGAGCUAUGAUAAUUUAGAUACUAAAGAAGCUAAAUCACUUUUCCUGUUGUGCUCUGUGUUUCCUGAAGAUUUUGAAAUUCAAAUUGAAAUUUUAACAAGAUGUGCAAUAGGAUUAGGUGUAGUUGGAGAAGUUGACUCAUAUGAAGAGGCAAGGAGUGAAGUGAUUGCAGCUAAAAUUAAGCUUGUUAGUUGUUGUUUAUUGUUGGAUGCAGAUCAUGAACGUGUCAAAAUGCAUGACAUAGUUCGUGAUGUGGCCCACAUAAUAGCAAAAGAUGAGAAUAAGAUGAUCAAGUGUGAAGUGGAGAAAGAUGUUAGAGUGGAACAAAAUUCAGUUAGAUAUCUAUGGUGUGUGAAAUUUCCAAAUGAUUUGGAUUGCUCCAAUCUUGAGUUUUUACGCUUACGGACAAAGAUGAAAGAAUUUGAUGGGAUUUUCAAAAGAAUGGGAAUGCUCAAAGUUUUGAUUCUUGAAAACGAUGACGAUAAGGAAAGAACAUUGUCAACAAUAUCUUUCGAAACAUUAACAAAUCUUCGUUAUCUAUUGAUUGAGAAUUAUGAAUUGAGCGACUUCUCAUUUUUUGGCGGUAUGAAGAAUCUUCAAAGUCUCUCGUUAUUUAAUUGUUUACUGCCUUCAUUUCCUGAAUUACAAACCGAUGUUGCGAUUACACUAAAAUUGUUAGACUUAAAUGGUUGUAACAUUAAAGUGAAGAAUUUUGAAGUGAUUAAAAGAAUCCCGCUUUUGGAAGAGUUGUACAUUAUUGAAGGACCGUGGGAUGCUAACAGUGAGGACCAAAUUGAAUUCUUUAAGACGUUUAGCGUUCCCGAAACACUUCAAAGGUAUGUAAUUGUGUUAGGGGCCCGUCAAUUUGACCGUUUUAAUUAUGAAGGUAUUUACAUUCAUGGCAGAACUUUAUUACUUCACCAUUUUGACAUAUCAAAUGAGGUAAUAAAGGGUUUGGCAAAAACAGCAAAGGAUCUAUUUGUUGCAACUAUUCUUGGAGGUGCAAAAAAUAUCAUCCCUGAUAUAUUUCAAAUUGAAGGAGGAGGUUUGGAUGAGUUGAAUAAGUUGGAGAUAAAUCAUUCUGAAGAGUUAGAAUGUUUGAUUGACACUCGUAGUCACUCGAGUGAGGUGGUAACUCUCUUCUCCAAGUUGCAUACGCUUGGAAUUGAGAACAUGAGAAAUCUAAGAGUUCUAUGGAAUUGUUUUCUACCUGCCAAUGGGCCUUUUGAGAACUUAGAGAAGCUGUAUUUAAGUUAUUGUCCAGGACUGACAUCUCUCUUCACGUAUGUUGUUGCUCGAAGUUUUGUAAAAUUGAAAAUAUUAAAAAUAUCAAGUUGUGAUGAACUGAAGUAUAUAUUAGCAGAUGAUGACAAAACGGAGGAAGGUGAAGAUGUACAAAUUUUCCAAAAUCUGCAAGAUGUAAAGAUAAAUAGCUGUCGAGAAUUAAAACAUAUAUUUCCAGCCAACAUUGUUGGAGGCUUAACUCAAUUGAAAGUUGUUGAGAUAGAAAAAUGUGACAAGCUACAUCAAAUAAUUGGAGAUAUUGUUCCAUCAACAGACCGUGAUAAACUAAUAGAGAAAGGAACUGUAUCCAGCCGUACAAGUCUUAAGAUAAAACGUUGUGGGAAGUUAGGCUCAAUUUUUACAACUUCUUUGGAAGAAUUGUACAUACGAGGGUGCAAAACUUUGAAGGAUAUAGUAACUCUAGAAAGGGUCAAUAAAAAUCAGGAGGAAAGCAUUGUUGAGGAUGAGCCUGAUUGUCAGAGUGAUAUUUCAAUCUUCCAAAGUUUGAAGAAGAUACAUAUCAGUGAAUGUGAGUUAUUGGAGGGUAUAUUCCCUGUUUCUUUUGUUGGAGAAUGGAAUGAUAUAACAAAUAAAGAGGAUGCGGAUUUGAAAGACUUCUCUAGUCGAAAUAAUACUCAAAUUGAGCUUCCUGCUUUACAAGUACUUGAACUUCGUCGUAUUCGGGACAGAACCAUUGUUGGUAGUUAUGAUGUGAUAUGUCCAUCUUUAACAACACUAUCAUUGGAUAUUGGGAGAUAUGUUGGGUUUUUCAACAUAAAUUGUUCAAGCGAUGCUUCAGAAGCUACAAAAAGGGAUUCUAUUGCAAUCAAGAUAUCGAACUCAGAUUUUGAUCCGCCGGUUGAAAGUGUUGAAUGUCUUUCAAAACAACCACAUGGUUUGAACUUGAUUAUGACACACAAUAUUAGAGAGAUUGAACUGAAAGGCUUUGAUAAGGCAAAGUACCUUUUUAAACUGUCCAUUGCUUCAUCAUUGACGAUGUUGGAAAUUUUGAGAAUUAAGGAAUGUGGUGGACUUGAGUACAUUAUAGACACUGAUGAUGAAUAUGGCAAAGAGAAUAUGAAAGCUAUCUUUCCUAACUUAAAAGUGCUCUCAGUGUAUGACUGUUUCCAAUUGAAAUAUAUGUUUGGGCAAUAUGACGUAGCUAAUAAGGAUUAUAAGGAGAUUCAUAUCCAAUUCUCAGCAUUGAAAAUGCUCUUUCUUGGGAAUCUACCAAAGUUUGUUAGCAUUUGUUCUACCAACAAUCUCAUUGUGACGUGGCCAUCUUUGAAGGACUUUGAUUGUUUCGAAUGUUUGUGUCCAUUUUAUGGUUCAAGAGAGCCUAUUAUCACAAGUACGAAGAACCAUCUCCCCACUUUGCAAACUCUAAGCAUAUCACAUUCUGAUGCAGAACGUAUUUUUUGUCUUAAUGAACAUGAAAUGAUUGGCCAACAAGUGAGUUUAAGGUUAGAGUACUUGAUGUUAGAAUCUCUACCUCAAAUGACUUAUAUUUGGGUGGGUCCCAACAAUUCGCUUACUCUCCAACAUCUUACCACAUUAGAAAUAAGGAAAUGUGAAAAGUUGGAAGUAAUCUUUCCAAAGUCUGUUGUAAGAUUCUUACCAGAGUUGAAGCUUUUGAAGAUAACGAAAUGCAAAGAAUUAAGAGAAAUAAUUGAAGGGGAUAGAAAUUUGUCUAAUCUUGUUUCUCCUCAACCAUGCUUCCCAAAACUAGAAGCAUUGCAAGUUGAUCAUUGCCAGAAGUUGAAAAGAUUUUUCUCUGGAUCUGCUUCUAAUGACCUUCCGAAUCUUCAUCUUCUGGCCAUAAAUGGAGCCAAUGAACUAGAAGAGCUUGUUGGAUGUAAACAAGGAAAGAUUAAAGUGGAGCUUCCAAGACUCAAACUUUUAAUAUUUACGCAUCUGGAAAACUUCAGUCAAGAGAUUGAAUUGCAUAAUGUAAAGAAUUGCAUUGUCUACAAAUGUCCAAAACUCUCUUUGACUUCAACAACUACAUUUCAGAAGCUCCUUGAAGAUUUUCCUCGCAAAGAUUUCGUAAACACUGAAGUUCGUAGUUGGCAAUUUGAAUUCAUAGUAAAAUCUAUAUACCGCCAUUCAACUAUUAAUGAUAGCAGUGAGUUCACUUCAUCAGAGAAGAUUGAGGACGUAGGAAAUGAGAGCAUUAAAUCUUCAUCCACUGGAGUUGAAGACAUUAGCAUUGGAGGUGCUGUUGCAACUCACAUUGCCAAGGUAGUUGAACAAGAUGAUAAGAUGAAUGAAGGCAAGCCAGGAAUAGUGGCAAGCCAAGGAAUCCAAGUACAAGAAGGGUUGAACCUUUUGCAUAAACAAGAGGGAAUAUAUGUUGCUCCUAACAACAACAAUGACAUUUCUUCAGCUUCUGCAGAUGUCCGUACAAGAUUGGGAGCAUAUAAACAUUUUGUUGAUCUGGAUGAUGCACAGAUUUCUCUUCUCGUGGAGGGAAUAACAACAUAUCCUCAUCUCUGGAAUGCUUCCAAGAAGUUUAGUGAGCGCUUUCAAGCUUGGAGGUUGAAAAUUUUGGCAGAUAUGUUGUUGUUCGUCCAGAAGGAAAGUGUGGAUAGUAUUAUUCCUCAAAGUGAAAAAGAGUUCCAUAAACUAUGUGAAGAAGCUAUUGAAGUUGGAUUUGAGAGUUCAUGGGUAGAGGAAAUUCGUCAACGUGUUGUGGGGAGGGAUCCUAAUCUGGAAGAGGACAUUGCUAAGAGACAAAUAAAUGAGAAUUCUAAGAGUUUGUUACACAGGUAUAGUAGUUGGGACAUGGUACGAGAUUCCCAGGAUACUGAACAAGGUAAUGGGCCUAAGAUUCGCUUGGAAGAAGGUUCUGACUUGGUUGAUAAAGAAAGUGAAAUAGGUGUUGUUUCUACUGACCAUAUUGUGGCUCCGAGAAAUGAAGAAUCAGAGCAGGAAUUUGUUGCAGAAGUUUCCACUUCAGAAAUACCAAGAAUAGCAACAUCAUUAACAAACUCGCAAACAGUUGAGAAGCCAACACCUUCAAAUCCAUUGGUGGACACACAGGACACUAGUGAACCGUGUUUGAUGGAGCAGAAAAAACCACUUGGUGAAAUUCCAAAGAGUAUUGAUCAAGUUGCUGUAGAGGAAAUCAUAGCAAAGAACACCAAUAUGGCAGCUUCAUCAAUUCUUUCCCAAUCCGACACCUCUAAGUUGGAUCCAACAGUUACUUUACAACGUAAAUCACAUUCACAUAGUGAAGUUAAGAGCAGCCAAACUGAGGCACGCAUCGCUAAAGAAAGUGAAGGCCAUCCUAAAAUCAUUCAAGACUUUGGGGCCAAUGAUAUCACGAGUUUAUUUGCACCAGUUGUUGUUGGGAAAAAGGGUGAAGAUAAGCUAGUUGGAAAGACCCUUGCUGAGUUAGAAAAGUAUCUGAAGAUGUCUCUGAAGGAUAUAGUUAGCUCUGAGACUAACAGCCUUCAUCUUUUGUCUGCUCUUAAUUUCCUGUCCAACCUUCCUUUCAAAGAUGUGAAUGUAUCAGAUGGACUCAAACAUAUUAUAGACACUAUGCACCGACACUUCCCAAGCAUUCUAUUCUCCUUUAAGCAAGGCUUUGCCACCACUGACAAGUUGGCAGAACUUGAAGCUCGUGCGAAUGAGGUGACCAUUAAAAAGAAGUUCUAUGAUGAAGUUCAACAGAAGGAAGUAGUUUUGAAGCAACAAAUCAUUAGGUUGAAGGAAGAAAUAAGAGUUUGUGAGGUUGCCUUAUCAUCUCUGGAGGAGGAAAAAAACAAAUGCAUUGCGGAAACUGUAGAAUACAAAACGGAGCUUGAAAAUGCAAGGACAGACGAAUCUCAAAUGUUGGAGGUGGCUCAUAAAUGGUCAGUUCUGUGUAGUGAAUAUGAGCUCAAUCGCAUGGCUGCUACAAAUAUCCCGUGAGGGUUUUCGUUGUUCAUUGUUAUUGUUAAGGUUGCUCUCAUCAACUAGUUUCAAUUUACUUCUUAUAUUUCAAUCGUUUCAUUUUGUUGUAUGUCUGUUAUCUUGCUUUCUGUUGUGUAAGAGGUUGCUCUGACUACAAUGACAAAACAAGUGUUACGAAAAAUCAAAAAGGCUAUUUGUUUUUUUAUGUAAA
Messenger RNA from Vigna angularis (adzuki bean), 6725 nucleotides. RefSeq lists its product as uncharacterized. The transcript is spliced from 12 exons. Bases 164 to 6532 code for a protein of 2122 amino acids. Lineage: Eukaryota; Viridiplantae; Streptophyta; Magnoliopsida; Fabales; Fabaceae. The record is from RefSeq and is a predicted model, not a curated record. Gene Ontology annotation, molecular function: ADP binding.